This is a messenger RNA of Cheilinus undulatus (humphead wrasse), 2490 nucleotides long. RefSeq names its product lin-9 DREAM MuvB core complex component (gene lin9). Gene Ontology annotation, cellular component: nucleoplasm; transcription repressor complex. The transcript has 15 exons. The record is from RefSeq and is a predicted model, not a curated record. Bases 22 to 1665 code for a protein of 547 amino acids. Gene Ontology annotation, biological process: DNA-templated transcription; regulation of transcription by RNA polymerase II; regulation of cell cycle. Gene Ontology annotation, molecular function: DNA binding. Lineage: Eukaryota; Metazoa; Chordata; Actinopteri; Labriformes; Labridae.
AAGCGGCGCGGCUAAUUCAAGAUGGCGGAGAUGGACCAGCUGUUAGACGAGAGCUCCUCGGCAGAGGCACUUGUCAGUCUGAAAGAGGGGAGUUUGUCCAACACUCUUAAUGAAAAGAAUAACUUCCCAAGAGCUCACAACACCAGAGGACGUCAUUCCUCCCUCACAAUGGAUACACCCACUCGGAGCUCCAAGAGGAGUCGUUUGUUUCGGGAUGAGGAUGAGCAGCCCCAGCAGCGUCUCCCCUCUAGGUCCCCUCGGAGGAGCCAGAGGGUCACCACCACACCACAGAAAUUUUCUAAUGUGGUGACACCAGACAAGAAGGCAUCUCAGAAAAUAGGGCUGAGAUUAAGAAACCUCCUUAAACUUCCCAAAGCUCACAAAUGGUGCAUUUAUGAAUGGUUCUAUUCCAAUAUUGACAGACCUCUCUUUGAAGGUGAUAAUGAGUUCUGCCUAUGUCUCAAGGAGUCUUUUCCCAACUUGAAAACAAGAAAGUUGACUCGGGUAGAGUGGGGAACAAUCAGGAGACUGAUGGGGAAACCUCGGCGGUGCUCGUCGGCAUUCUUUGACGAAGAGCGGACAGCACUGAGACAGAAACGGCAGAAGAUGCGUCUGCUGCAGCAAAGAAAACUAUCUGAUGUGUCAAACUGCAAAGACCUGCCAGAUGAAAUCCCUCUGCCUCUCAUCAUAGGAACCAAAGUCACUGCUCGACUCCGAGGUGUCCAUGAUGGCUUGUUCACAGGGCAGAUCGAUGCAGUGGACACCAGUGCUGCCACAUAUCGUGUCACAUUUGACCGCAGUGGCCUGGGAACACACACUGUGCCUGACUAUGAAGUCCUGAGCAAUGAGCCCAAUGAGACCAUGCCCAUCACUGCCUUUGCCCAGAAGCAUCGGACAUCCCGCUACAUGCAGAACCUCACAACUCCGCCCAGAGGGCCCUACCCGUCCGCUACCACUCCUGUCCUCAUGGAUAAUGACCCUUUCAUAAACCAGUCACCAUGGAGGAACAAGCUACCUGGAGCUGAGGGGGAUACUCUGGGAGGAUUUCCAGUCAAAUUCCUUGUCCAAGUGACGAGGCUGUCCAAGAUCCUCAUGAUCAAGAAAGAACACAUCAAGCACUUGAAAGAAAUGAACACAGAGGCGGAGAAACUGAAGUCAUACUCAAUGCCUAUCGACCUAGACUUCCAGAAGCGAUAUGCUACCACAGUGCUUGAGCUCGAACAGCUCAACAAAGACCUCAACAAGGUGCUGCAUGAAGUUCAGCAAUUUUGCUGUGAGCUCGCUCCUGAUCAGGGCAUGGUUCCAGCUGAUCAUCCCACAGAGCUGCGUCGGCGCUGUGAAGACGAGGCCCAGCAGAUGGUGCAGCUGAGCAGCUCGCUGAAGGACGGCCAGCAAACUGUGACAAACCCCAGUCUGACACACCUCAUCUCCCGCCUCACUGCUCUGCUGUUACAGAUCAAGUGUUUGGCAGAUGGAGGAGACCUGAAUUCAUUUGAGUUUAAAUCUCUGACAGACUCUCUCAAUGACAUCAAGGCAUCAAUUGAUCCCUCCAACCUCAGUUGCUUCCAGAAUAAUGUGGAGAUCCAUGUGGCACACAUCCAGAGCGGCCUUAGUCAGCUGGGCAACCUGCAUGCAUUUGCUGCAAACAACACCAAUGCAGUCUGAGCAUCUGCACCCACACAUCACACACAGGUGCAUGCACACAGAUGUGUGUGGUCUAUUUGUAAUGGUGCUUUCACCUGAACUGUUCUUGGAUGUUGUGGACCACCAUAGGCCAGACUCCUUUAGAUUUGUGCUAACAGGAGGGAGGGAGGACGUCAGAAGUCUUUUACCCACAUUUUAUUGUCUGAAAAUGUUGGUGCACACAAUCAAACCCACACCUAAAAGAGUCUUAAACUAUUGCCACAAAUCAACAUCUCUAAACUCUCCUGGUUAUUUAUUGGUUUAAUGUGCCAAACAUUGAUUCUUAAAGUUUUUAUAGUCCAUAUUUAUUUAUUUUUGAGUAGGUGUGUAUGGUUCUGAAACAAUAUUUUCCUACCUGUAAAAUUUCCCCCUGUUAAGUGUUGUGUUCUCUUGCUCCACUGACGGUAAGCACAGGGAGGCUAAAGAAUGUUUUAUAAAAAUUGUUUAUUGUAGAUAAAUGUACAAUAUCUGAUUAUUAGAACUAUCGUUGACGUUUCUGCUGUGUAUUCAGAAAUGGCUUUUGUAAUUUUGUGUGCACUGAAAAGAGAUUUUGGUAUUUUUAUAAAGGAGAACUCUAUGGUUUGGAUGCCUUUUACUCACUAAGAUUAUCUUAGCUUUUCCAUAUUUGGCAUGGCUAUUGCUGCAAUCCCCACACUAAGCCUGCAUCACUUAAGUAACCUCUGAAAAUUCAACCCUACAGUUUUUUUUCCUGAAGAGAAUCUCCUUUUUCAGUUUUGUAAAGUUGUAUAUGAGAGUGCCUCUGGGCAGUUGUAUAUAAAUGUUUCUGUCUUUUUAUAUUAAACAUAA